This is a messenger RNA of Pseudo-nitzschia multistriata, 2286 nucleotides long. The record is from the annotation of a GenBank genome assembly. NCBI's taxonomy places the organism in Eukaryota, Bacillariophyta, Bacillariophyceae, Bacillariales, Bacillariaceae.
GUCUAGCCAAAAUACAUCAAAGGUGAAGUAAAGUAUUAUCGCACCAUUUCUUCCUCCGUCCCAUCAUGAAUCCUCGGUAUGAUAAGAAACCGUGACGGAACACUGUAGGCAGCUUCGAUUUACGAAUAAAGAACAAAGCAAACCAGCAGCAGAAAGAGUACAAACGGCCACCAUACAUACAUACAUGUUGUCGCUCCUGGACUUUUUGUUAACCAUCGCAAGAACUACAAGAGACGGCAUAGAAAAUUUUGGCCAAGUCGGAAGAAAGGCAGAGGAACAAAACGACAAAAAUAUGGCGUCCCAUGAUCGGGUUGUGGAUGCAAAGGAAAAAAUCGUGCACAGUGAUGGUGAGACCGACGAAGCGAAGAAGCUGAGGCAUACGAUUGUGGAAUUGAAAGACAAGGUCGCAGAAUUUCAGGAUCAAUUGGUGGAACUCAAGGACAUUGUGUUGCACCAGACCCAGUGCGCCAAACAAAGGAACGCGCGUACGACGCAAACCGUGGCAGUUCGUGCCAACAAAGACGUGGAAGUCGGGGGUUCGAACGAAGGCACCAAGACGUUCGAGGCGAGGAUUACCGAAGCUUUCGCCGAUCAUUACGUCAAGGAGGUUGCGAAACAAGAUGAGAAGCUCGCCGGAUUGAUCAAAUCACGGGAGGAUGCCGAUGACCUCGCACGGCAACAGAGGGAGAACAGGAAUUCGAACGAUACUACUUACGGCAUUAUAACGCAAUUGAUCGUUCAACUCUCGCACGACAUCGAGAAAAAAGAAAUCGAAAUCGCUGGAUUGGUGAAGAAACGAGACAAGGCCGUUAUUUGGGCUCGGCAACCAAAGAACAACAUGGCUUCUACUUCUGCUGCGGAGUUCGUAUGGAAGGUAAUGAGUGACAUCGAGGGGUCGGCUGAAACGGGAGACGAGGCUUUGGCUUUGGCUCGGCAACAAGAUGUGACACGGGCAACCCCUGUGAACUCCGAGCAAGUGCCUCGAUCGAUGCAAUACCGGCAAGAAGAUGCGACGACUUUAGUCUCGAUCGACACAGACCAAGGACCUCGUGCGAACCAGACCCGGCAUCGAGAGCCAUCAGCAGCAAUCCCCAUUGGCGCCAAACAAUCGCCUCGAAGGAAACGGACCCGGCAACAAGAUGCAUCGGCUACCAACACCAAACACUCACCUCAAACGAAUCGGAUCCAAAAACAAGAGGCAUCAUUAGCUAUCUCUGAAAACACCAAAAGGCAAUCGCUUCGAACCAAACAAAGCUGGCAAUCAGAUUCGACACCGGCAACCCCGGUGGAUGCCAAGCAAGUGCCUCAGAUGAAGCGUUCCCGGCAACAAUAUGCGACACCGGCAACCCUGGCCAGCGCGAAUGGAGUUCCUCGAACGAAGCGGACCAGGAAACAAGAGGCACCGCCACCCACGACUCCAGCCGACGUUGAGCCGGUGCCCAGAACGAUCUGGACCGGAGCACAGGCGUCUCAAACGAUCUGGACCCGGCCACGAGAGAAACCACCGCCCGCAACCCCUUUCGAUGCCGAGAAACCGAGGGGAAGGAACCUUGCCGCCGACGGCGCCGGGAGGAAGAGCACCGGGAGGCACCCCGCGAAGUUUCGGGAAGCCACCRGGACGUGGACGGCCGCCCGGUACGCCUUCUCGUUGCUCGGCGACACCUUUAAGAACGGGGACAACCCCGAAACGACCCUGCUUCUCGGAGACGUGGGAGACAUCGGGAAGGUGCUGGCCGUUGCGGCGCGACGGUUCGAUCUCGCGGAGGGUGUUCUCGGGCUGAACACGCAGACGAGCCACGAACGGCUCUACUACAGAUCGCCCCUCGGCGGCCCGGAAGAACUCCAGCGGUUCGACGGGUCCCUGGGCGGCUUUCUGAGAGACGCCCGGAGGGUCCUGGCGGCCUUUCGGAGGGAACUGGGAUUGGUCCUCGGGGACAACCGGUGGGGGGGAGGGGUGGAACUCCUGGUGCCCCCACAGCGAUUUUUGAACCACAUGAACCUGGCCAUGGGAUCCAGCAAGUUCGCGGAGGGGUUCCUGGUGGAGUGUCGGUCCGCCAUGACGAAACACGAGAGGAAACGUUCCAGACAGGGUUCCGAGCAGGAUUCCGAACAGGAUUCCAUCUGUCGGGUCUACGACGUGUGACCGACCGAUUCAUUGUUCGUUCGGAAAAAGGUUGGGUGGGUGGGUGGGGCACGGCUCUUGCGGCAGGGGCCGCCGGCCGGACCGGCGAACGACCCAUCCGGUGCGACUCUUGGCGUCUGCCGCAAAAAAAAAAGCGGCACUCG